This is a messenger RNA of Pungitius pungitius (ninespine stickleback), 1960 nucleotides long. It is a transcript of the gene olfm1b, whose product is annotated as olfactomedin 1b. NCBI's taxonomy places the organism in Eukaryota, Metazoa, Chordata, Actinopteri, Perciformes, Gasterosteidae. The record is from RefSeq and is a predicted model, not a curated record. Gene Ontology annotation, biological process: signal transduction.
GUGCGCAGCGCGUCACUCGCUCCUUCUCUCCUCCGCGGAGAGCUCACACGGCGGCUCCAGGCGGGGAGAGGGAAACUUUUGGCGUGAUCAAGAGAGACGGUUUACAGCGGCGUGUCCGACGCUCAUCGCAGUCCCAAAUAAUAAUAAUAUUAUUAUUUUUUUUUAAAGAAAAGAAAGGACCGGUUCGGGGAGAGGCACCGAAGACAUCCCGGUAUGAAAUGAAAAUGCACCGAGACGACUGCUCGAAGCCGAUCCGCCGCCGCCUGCCACAGCUGGGUUGCUGAGGGGAUCCGACACCGAUCACCGUAAUAAAAGACAAGAGCCGGAGGGGGGGUGGGAAGGUGGGGAAAAAAAAUAAAGAAGAAAAAAGAAAAAAGAACCGAGCGCCUCGCACCGCCAGACGAGAGCCGGGAGGAGAGAGGACCGCUGUGCGCGCGCGAGGGGGGUGGGGGGGGUGGGGUGGGGGACGCGGAGGGACUCGAUCUGCAUGUGAGACCGGCUGGUCCACGCACACCGGAGGCAAGAGAUGCAGCCCGCGAGCAAGCUCCUGAGUCUGGUUCUCCUCAUCUUCAUGGGCACAGAACUCACCCAAGUGCUGCCAGCGAACCCGGAGGAGUCGUGGCAGGUGUACAGCUCGGCCCAGGACAGCGAGGGGCGGUGCGUCUGCACCGUGGUGGCGCCUCAGCAGUCCAUGUGUUCACGGGACGCCCGCACCAAACAACUGUCGCAGCUGCUAGAGAAGGUCCAGAACAUGACCCAGUCCAUCCAGGUGCUGAAGCGAACCCAGAGGGACCUGCAGUAUGUGGAGAAGAUGGAGGUCCAGCUCCGCGGUCUGGAGACCAAGUUCAGGCAGGUGGAGGAGAACCACAAGCAGAAUAUUGCCAAGCAAUACAAGGCCAUAAAAGCGAAAAUGGAGGAGCUUAGACCGUUGAUACCAGUGUUGGAGGAGUACAAGGCCGAUGCCAAAUUGGUAUUGCAGUUUAAGGAGGAGGUCCAGAAUCUGACGUCAGUUCUAAGCGAACUUCAGGAGGAGAUGGGGGCCUAUGACUACGAGGAGCUCCACAGCAGAGUGUCAAAUCUUGAGGAGAGACUCCGAGCAUGCAUGCAAAAAUUAGCGUGUGGCAAGCUGACGGGCAUCAGUGACCCCAUCACCAUCAAGACGUCUGGAUCCAGGUUCGGCUCGUGGAUGACCGACCCGCUGGCCCCCGAAGGAGAUACGCGGGUCUGGUACAUGGAUGGUUACCAUAACAACCGCUUCGUGCGAGAAUACAAGUCGAUGCAGGACUUCAUGACGUCGGACAACUUCACGUCCCACCGGCUGCCCCACCCGUGGUCGGGGACGGGUCAGGUGGUCUACAACGGCUCCAUCUACUUCAACAAGUUCCAGAGCCACGUCAUCAUCAAGUUCGACUUCCGCACCUCCUCCAUCAGCAAGUCCCGGCAGCUGGACUACGCCGGCUUCAACAACGCGUACCACUACGCCUGGGGGGGCCACUCCGACAUCGACCUGAUGGUGGACGAGGGGGGGCUGUGGGCCGUCUACGCCACCAACCAGAACGCCGGCAACAUCGUCCUCAGCAAGCUGAACCCCAACACCCUGCAGAUCGUCAAGAGCUGGACCACCAACCACCCGAAGCGCAGCGCCGGGGAGUCCUUCAUGAUCUGCGGCACGCUCUACGUCACCAACGGGUACUCGGGGGGCACCAAGGUGUACUACGCCUACUCCACCAACUCCUCCACCUACGAGUACAUCGACAUCGCCUUCCAGAACAAGUACUCGCACAUCUCCAUGCUGGACUACAACCCGCGGGACCGCGCCCUCUACGCCUGGAACAACGGGCACCAGGUGCUCUACAACGUCACGCUGUUCCACGUCAUCCGCUCGGAGGAACUGUAGCCGGACGCCGUCCCCGAAACCCUGACCCUAACCCAUUGAUGAGCAUGGAGCCGUGCUGUGUGG